Cooperia oncophora is the source of this 447-nucleotide messenger RNA. Lineage: Eukaryota; Metazoa; Nematoda; Chromadorea; Rhabditida; Trichostrongylidae. The record is from the annotation of a GenBank genome assembly.
AUGCAGGUCGACCCUCAGCAGGAACAAGCAGUCAAUCCCCAACGUGACUUUGGACCAGAACAACGCGAUAUGCUUAUUAGUGAUAGGAAUCAAGAAUUAUCACCAGAAACCGAACAAGAAGCGGCAGCAGCAGCUGGACAGACCCAACUGAGGAGUGAUAGAAGAACAGGACAAUUGCUAUGGAAAUCCGAAACAGAUUCACCAACGCAAUCCCCAAUCGGCUCAACGACGGCCGAAGCAGUCGAAGAACGUGUAGUCGACAUUGCUAGCCUGAAUCUCACCGAUGACCCACUCUGCAAUUCUGAAGACCUCAGGAAACUCAUGCUUGAUAACAUCGAUGAGAAUCUGAACAGCUCGAAGCGACUUAUUCAGUUGGCAGCAGAAGCGCAAUUCGGUGGCCGAUUCGAUGUGAUCUGCGCCAACGGAGAUUUCAGGUGGGUGAACUGA